Molecule: messenger RNA, 4596 nt
Organism: Heterobasidion irregulare TC 32-1
Lineage: Eukaryota; Fungi; Basidiomycota; Agaricomycetes; Russulales; Bondarzewiaceae
Exons: 8
Coding region: 1-4596 (1531 amino acids)
Biological process (GO): negative regulation of transcription by RNA polymerase II
Cellular component (GO): transcription repressor complex; nucleus
Molecular function (GO): protein binding; ATP hydrolysis activity
Source: RefSeq, a predicted model, not a curated record
AUGCAUAUUGCCCUACAGAUCUACCUCAAACUAUGUCCUCGACGACCGCACCUUUUGCGCGCCUUCGAUCUCCCCAAGGGCUCAAACUCUACGAGCAAACACAGCAAAUUCUGUUGCGUCGUGACCGUUGAUGAGAAACAGAAGAAAACCGAAGUUGUCAAAGGUCUCUCACCGGAGUGGAAUGAAUCGUUCUCCUUCGAUGCGCAUCCAUCUUCCAUUCUGAAGCUCGACAUAUUUGCCUAUCACAGAGUGCGCAAGAAUCAGCACAUCGGCGGCAUCUCUGAACCAAUUGAUAACUUAUGUCCAUCGAUACUCGACGGCGGGAACUGCGAUGUCACCAAGACGGUUUCGGGGCAAAGAAAUGCCCGAGUCGAACUACGUCUUGCGGUCGAAGUUGACCACCUACAAACCGUACCAGCCAAUCUCCUGAAAAUUACUGAGGCAGCCUUAUCCGACAUGCAUGUGCUCGCAAAACCCGCCGACUUGGCAAUUGGAACAUCAACAUCCGCUUUUGAACCUGUGACGGACUUGGUCGAGAUUUGGACGCCCCUCUUGAGCAAAGUCCAAAUAUUUUGUCAAUUGAUGGAUGGCAUCGCUGAAAUCUUGAAAACACAGAUAGAUCGUGACGACAAGAUACAUAAGCUAUUCGCAACCAUGAACUCCUUUUACGACAUCGUCAGCGACUUGCAAAAAGAAUCCGAGAAGAUCGACUCUUUGCACGACCUGUUGCAACGAAUAGCACAACAGACUACAGAAUGCUGUUACUUCAUCCGUGACUAUGCAAAGACCAAGGGUUUCGUCUCCGAUGCAGACGACAAGAUCAAUGGAUUCUGUGCCGUGUUUGACGAUUUCAAAAGUGAAUUCUACGGACGAGCAACCGUCAAGACCCAGGUUGUUGUGACGCGUAUCCUUAACGAAGUGCAAGGUCUAGCCGCUGAUAUCAACUUGGACGAUAUACCGUACGCAAAUGACGCCAGUUUCGACGAGACAAAAGCGUGCCAAGUGGGAACUCGCGUGCAAAUACUGGACGACAUCGCAAAGUGGGUCAACGAGGACGACGCUCCCCGCAUUCUCUUCCUCUCUGGUGCCGCGGGGACUGGUAAAUCAGCUAUUGCGCAUACAAUCGCUCACCGCUUCAAGAAAAUGAACCGGCUAGGAUCUUCUUUUUGUUUCGUCCGAGGCCGGACGGACCGCGGCCCAGACAAACUGUUUUCAACCGUGGCUCGUGAUCUGGCCGACUUUGACCAGGGCAUACGAUGCGCCCUACACGAAGUUGUUAAAGACAAUAAAGCAUUGCGAGUUACGUCGAAGGUUUCCCAGCAGUUCGAUAAUCUUCUUCUAAAACCGCUCGAGAAACUCACCAUUGCUGGUCCCCUCGUCAUAGUCAUCGAUGCUCUGGAUGAAUGCGGGGAUGCCAAGACCCGCAAAGACCUGCUCCGCGACCUGGCCCACAAAACUAAAGCUCUUCCCACCAAUUUCCGCAUCCUCCUCACAUCUCGUCCCGAGGCAGAUAUUGAAGAUGUUUUCCAUGCGAGUGAUCAUGUCCUUGUCAAGAGCAUGGAGGACCUUUCGUCCUCGACCGAGGCCGACAUCAAUUUAUACAUCAAUGCUCAUCUGGGCGAUCCCGAUAUCUCUGACAUCGACAACGAAUGCAAGCGAGUACUUGUUGCGAAAUGCGAGGGAUUAUUCCAGUGGGCGUCCGUUGCAUGCGAAUUCAUCAAGGGUUUAGGAGAGCCAGGAUCGACUCAUAGGGAACGGUUCGAUCUCAUCGUCCAAGGCAAGACCGAUGAAGCUUGGCCACUAGAUUCUUUAUAUCGAACUGUCUUAGACCAUCUUUUCCGAACCGCGAAUACUACGGUCAUGAAUCGGUUCAAGCUCGUCAUGUCACUAGUAUUGACUGCCUUCGAGCCUCUGUCUGUCCAGUCAUUGGAAGAGAUCCUCCGGGCCGCCAAGGACGGCAUCCCAGGCUUCAAGGACGGCAUCCCAGGCUUCAAGGCGAGCAUCAUCUUAAGAUAUAUGGGCUCUCUGCUAAGUGGAGUGGCUGGGAAGGACGGCGUCCGUCCUCUGCACACUUCAUUCCGCGACUUUCUGCUGGAUCCUUCUCGCAGCGCCGACUUCUACAUAGACACAUCGAACACUCACGCAGAAUUCACUGUCGCUUCAUUGUCCAUCAUGAAGACGCAGCUGUCAUUCAAUGUAUGCCACCUCAAAUCUUCGCAUGUGGCGAACAAGGACAUCCCUGAUCUUGCCGAUCGUAUUGAUCGCUAUAUACCAGCUCAUCUGUCGUACUGUUGUCGCUCCUGGGUAAAUCACUUGGACUGCACAGCGGCAAACGUAGCCUCUGAACCUACGAUAUUGAAAGACGUCGAAGUGGUGCUCACCGACAAGCUCCUGUUCUGGUUGGAGGUGAUGAGUUUGCUCCGUGCUAUACCUGGGGCCUUGCAAGCAAUGUCCUUGCUGACAAAGUGGAGUUUGAGCCUAUCUCAUGGACGACUAUCCGAAUUAACGAGCGGUGCACGUGCAUUUUUGAUUGCAUUCGGGUCACCCAUGUUGCAGUCUACUCCACACGUCUAUUUAUCUGCCCUACCAUUCGCCCCACAAAGUUCCACUGUAUUCAAAAUGUAUGCGAAGGACUUUCCUCAGGUGCUCAGGGUCUCGGCGGGGGCCGACAAGCAUUGGUCAAUCAUCCAAGACAUCAUACACGCACGCUCUUCAGUUUCAUGUAUAACAUUCUCGCCAGACGGGCUACGAGUCGUGUCAGGCUCGGAAGACUCGACAAUCCGGUUGUGGGAUGCGGCAACGGGUGCUGCCAUGGGCGAUCCUCUCGAGGGACACACAGAACGGGUCAAAUCUGUCGCAUUCUCACCAGACGGGUUGCGGAUCGUGUCAGGCUCGGACGACUCGACAAUCCGGUUGUGGGAUGUGGUAACGGGUGCUGCCAUGGGUGAUCCUCUCAAGGGACACACCGAAACGGUCAAUUCUGUCGCAUUCUCACCAGACGGGUUGCGGAUCGCGUCAGGCUCGGAAGACUCGACAAUCCGGUUGUGGGAUGUGGUAACGGGUGCUGCCAUGGGCGAUCCUCUCGAGGGACACACAGGCUGGGUCAAUUCUGUCGCAUUCUCACCAGACGGGUUGCGGAUCGUGUCAGGCUCGUCCGACAGGACAAUCCGGUUGUGGGAUGCGGCAACGGGUGCUGCCAUGGGCGAUCCUCUCGAGGGACACACAGACCGGGUCAAAUCUGUCGCAUUCUCACCAGACGGGUUGCGGAUCGCGUCAGGCUCGGACGACUGGACAAUCCGGUUGUGGGAUGCGGCAACGGGUGCUGCCAUGGGCGAUCCUCUCGAGGGACACACAGACUGGGUCAAUUCCGUCGCAUUCUCACCAGACGGGUUGCGGAUCGUGUCAGGCUCGUCCGACUCGACAAUCCGGUUGUGGGAUGCGGCAACGGGUGCUGCCAUGGGCGAUCCUCUCGAGGGACACAUAGGCUGGGUCAAUUCCGUCGCAUUCUCACCAGACGGGUUGCGGAUCGUGUCAGGCUCGGACGACUCGACAAUCCGGUUGUGGGAUGUGGUAACGGGUGCUGCCAUGGGCGAUCCUCUCGAGGGACACACAGACCGGGUCAAUUCUGUCGCAUUCUCACCAGACGGGUUGCGGAUCGUGUCAGGCUCGUCCGACUUGACAAUCCGGUUGUGGGAUGCGGCAACGGGUGCUGCCAUGGGCGAUCCUCUCGAGGGACACACAGGCUGGGUCAAUUCCGUCGCAUUCUCACCAGACGGGUUGCGGAUCGUGUCAGGCUCGGACGACUCGACAAUCCGGUUGUGGGAUGCGGCAACGGGUGCUGCCAUGGGCGAUCCUCUCAAGGGACACACAAGCUUGGUCACAUCUGUCGCAUUCUCACCAGACGGGUUGCGGAUCGUGUCAGGCUCGUCCGACUUGACAAUCCGGUUGUGGGAUGCGGCAACGGGUGCUGCCAUGGGCGAUCCUCUCGAGGGACACACAGACCGGGUCAAUUCUGUCGCAUUCUCACCAGACGGGUUGCGGAUCGUGUCAGGCUCGGACGACUUGACAAUCCGGUUGUGGGAUGUGGUAACGGGUGCUGCCAUGGGCGAUCCUCUCGAGGGACACACAAGCUGGGUCACAUCUGUCGCAUUCUCACCAGACGGGUUGCGGAUUGCGUCAGGCUCGCUCGACAGGACAAUCUGGUUGUGGGAUGUGGUAACGGGUGCUGCCAUGGGCGAUCCUCUCGAGGGACACACAAGCUGGAUCACAUCUGUCGCAUUCUCACCAGACGGGUUGCGGAUCGCGUCAGGCUCGUUCGACAAGACAAUCCGGUUGUGGGAUGUGGCAACGGGUACUGCCAUGGACGAUCCUCUCGAUGGACACACAGGCUGGGUCGAUUCCAUCGCUUUCUCGCCAGAUGGGUUGCGGAUCGUGUCAGGCUCGUUCGACAAGAUAAUUCGAGUGUGGGAUGUGACUAGUAUGAUCGGUGAGAUCGGCGGCUCACAGGUUACGCUGCGCUCAGACACCAAUAGUCAUAAUACCCCCACAAGGCUUUUCGGUAUGGACCCAGUAGACUUGGCAUUGUCUGAGCAUUGA